AUGGCUCUUGCGCUCUCUCCUUCUCUUAUCGUCGCGCAUAUCUCAGCAUAUGCUCACCUUGACAAAGGCUCUGAGACUAUUCACUCUCAGACAUCUAUCCUCUGCCUCCCGUCCUGCCUCGAAAACCCUCGCGAAUCAGCGAUCCUUCUUGAAACCCUUCACCGGUAUCUCCUCGAGAAGCCGGACCAGUCUAGCCUACAUGGUCCACAACCUCCCUGCGCGAUAGUGACCUGGGAAACUAACGAGGGUAGCUUCUACUCGGGUCAGCCCCCGCUGAACAGAUUGUCAUUCCAGCGACAAUCGCCCGAAAAGCUCAAUGCGCAUUUGAACGCGCCGAACGCGCGUUUCAUCCUGUUCAGAGACCUGAAGCCUCUGGUCAAGAAGGAUAGUCCGAGCGAAUGGCUCUUCCUCAGCAAGUCGGAUAUCGAGUCACACGUCGGACCGGACUUUAGCGGGCCCUCAUCCGAGGAUGCAGCCUCCAAGGAACGUUCCAGGCUUUUCGAGGCAGCCCGCCUUCCCGCCUAUCUCCCACCCAUCGUCUUCCUCGGGAUCGAUGACCGCGCCGAUGCCUCGACCGACUCCAAGCCGAUGUCGGAGGACCCACUGAACCCAAGGGGCGUACCGUACUUUGCCAUGGACGCGCCCAAGGGGGACUGGGUACCCGAGGGCGGAGAGUUUGGGGAUGCGCGAAGUGUAGGGAGCGGGAUGGGCGGGUGGGAGGCGGGGGUGUUUGCACAGGGGAGGGCGCUGGUAGAUUGGAACUCGAGGAACAAGUUCUGUGCCGGCUGUGGGUCGCCCACUUACUCGCUCUGGGGCGGAUGGAAGCGCAGCUGUACGAGCGCGCUUGAACCGGAAGAGGGCAAGGAGGCCUGCUUCUCCACAAAGGGGCUCCAUAACUUUGCAUACCCCCGGACCGACUCUGUGGUCAUCAUGGGCAUCCUGAAUGAGGCUGGAGACAAGAUGCUCCUCGGAAGGCAAAAGUCAUGGCCCAAGGGCAUGUACUCGUGUCUCGCUGGCUUCAUUGAGCCUGGAGAGUCCUUCGAAGAUGCUGUUCGGCGCGAGGUGCUCGAAGAAGCGGGCAUAGUAGUUGGGCCUGUCAGAUAUUCGUCCAGUCAGCCCUGGCCGUACCCCGCGAACAUCAUGGUCGGCUGCUUCGGACGUGCCUCAGACGACCAGACCAUCCGCUUUGACCUCGACAAUGAGCUCGAAGACGCCCAAUGGUUCUCCCGCUCCGUCCUCGCCGGGCUCGUGGGCAGUAAAGAGGGCUCCUAUCUAUCGAAGGACGACCUCAAGAAGCUGGAUGACACUUCGACUGGGAAGGCCAAGAUGGAGGAUGACAGGGUCACUGCCAAUGCGCUGGCGCCGUCAGAGGAUCAGGGCAAGAAGGACGUGGAUGCUGAGGGCAAGAAGGGCAGGCAGGGAAUGGAGUUGACGAGGGUGCCGCCCGACACGGCGAUUGCGGGUAUGUUGAUCCGGACUUGGGUCAAUGGAGGUGUGGAGCUGGCGUCGACAUCGAAGUUGUAG
Dioszegia hungarica is the source of this 1524-nucleotide messenger RNA. RefSeq names its product putative NAD+ diphosphatase. The transcript has 8 exons. The record is from RefSeq and is a predicted model, not a curated record. Gene Ontology annotation, cellular component: cytosol. Bases 1 to 1524 code for a protein of 507 amino acids. Gene Ontology annotation, biological process: NAD+ catabolic process; NADP+ catabolic process. Gene Ontology annotation, molecular function: NADH pyrophosphatase activity. Lineage: Eukaryota; Fungi; Basidiomycota; Tremellomycetes; Tremellales; Bulleribasidiaceae.